Microcebus murinus (gray mouse lemur) is the source of this 1129-nucleotide messenger RNA. RefSeq names its product MAGE family member H1 (gene MAGEH1). Gene Ontology annotation, cellular component: nucleus. The record is from RefSeq and is a predicted model, not a curated record. NCBI's taxonomy places the organism in Eukaryota, Metazoa, Chordata, Mammalia, Primates, Cheirogaleidae. Gene Ontology annotation, biological process: negative regulation of transcription by RNA polymerase II.
GGCCGCGGCGGCGGCGGCGGCUGCUGCUGCUGCUGCUAGGUAAGUCAGGUUGCGUGGGAACAAGCUUUGUAACUGAGAACGUCUGGUCUGUUGCUACAAAGACUCUAUUGACAUCGGUGACUUCAGCGACAGCAGCUUCUUAAGGUAGAGAUAGUUGGUUUCUGCAGAGGCUACAGGCAUCCUUCGCUAGGACUGCUGUAGGCUUUGAGUCCCUAGCAGGAGACAUGCCUCGCGGACGGAAGAGCCGGCGCCGCCGUAACGCAAAGGCAGCAGAAGAGAACCGCAAUAAUCGCAAGAUCCAGGCCUCAGAAGCCUCCGAAACCCCAAUGGCCGCCUCUGUGGUUCCGAGCACCCCCGAAGACGACCUGAGCGGCCUAGAAGAAGACCCAAGCACUCACGAGGAGGCCUCUACCAACCCUGAAGAAGCCUCGAGCACUGCUCAGGCGCCUGCAGUGGCCCGGAGCAAUUUUCAGGGCACCAAGAAAAGUCUCCUCAUGUCCAUAUUAGCCCUCAUCUUCAUCAUGGGCAGCAGCGCUAAGGAGGCCCUGGUCUGGAAAGUGCUGGGGAAGUUGGGGAUGCAGCCUGGGCGGCAGCACAGCAUCUUUGGAGAUCCGAAGAAGGUCGUCACAGAAGAGUUUGUGCGCCGAGGGUACCUGAUUUAUAAGCCAGUGCCCCGCAGCAGUCCCGUGGAGUACGAGUUUUUCUGGGGCCCUCGAGCACAUGUGGAAUCAAGCAAGCUGAAAGUCAUGCAUUUUGUGGCAAGAGUUCGUAACCGAUGCUCGAAGGACUGGCCAUGUAAUUAUGAUUGGGAUUCAGACGAUGAUGCAGAAGUUGAGGCUAUCCUCAAUUCAGGUGCUAGGGGCUAUUCUGCCCCAUAGAGAUAUCUGAGGCAGACCCUUGGGGGUGGGAAAGAGUGUCAAAGGUACCCCAAGGAGUAGAUAGGCUGUGUCCAGACCUGAAAAUAACGUGGAUUGGGGUGGGAGGGGCACUGUAUUUGGUAUUUGUGAUCAAUGCUACUUGUUUAACUGCGAAAUAGAGUGUUUGCUUUGGAUAGUGUAAAAUUCCAUUCUUUUUAUAACCUUUUGAUUGAGGAUCACAAUAUGUUCAAAAUAUAAUUGAAGAGGUUUUU